GGGAGCCGAGAGCUGAGUGCAGGCGAAAUGGCCCUGGUGCCCUAUGAGGAGACAGCGGGAGUGGGGUUGCAGAAAUUCCACAAGCCUCUUGCCACCUUCUCCUUUGCGAACCACACGAUCCAGAUCCGGCAGGACUGGAGACAGCUGGGAGUUGCCGCGGUGGUUUGGGACGCGGCUGUCGUCCUUUCCACGUAUCUGGAGAUGGGAGCUGUGGAGCUCCGGGGCUGCUCUGCGGUGGAGCUGGGUGCCGGCACCGGGCUGGUGGGCAUAGUGGCUGCCCUGCUGGGUAAUGUACAGGUACUCGAGGACCCACGAAAGCCCCUCCUUUAUUGUGUCCUCUUUCUGUCUGGUGCUCAUGUGACUAUCACGGAUCGGAAAGUAGCAUUAGAAUUUCUUAAAUCAAAUGUUCAAGCCAACUUACCUCCCCAUAUCCAACCCAAAGCUGUUGUUAAGGAGCUGACUUGGGGACAAAAUUUGGGGAGUUACUCACCUGGAGAAUUUGACCUGAUACUUGGAGCUGAUAUCAUAUAUUUAGAAGAAACAUUUGCAGAUCUUCUUCAGACUUUGGAACAUCUCAGUAGCAACCGCUCUGUGAUUCUUUUAGCUUGCCGAAUUCGCUAUGAACGGGACAACAACUUCUUAGCGAUGCUGGAGAGGCAAUUUACUGUGAGUAAGGUUCACUACGAUCCUGAAAAAGAUGUACAUAUUUACAAAGCACAGAAGAGAAACCAGAGAGAGGACUUAUAGUUGACUUUAAUUUAUAAGAAUGUUGUUAUUGAGUGUGUCAGUGAAUGUCUUAGACUGGGAAUUGAACCACGUUUAAUGAAAUGGCUUACUGAACAAAAAGUCUAACCAAAGGUUCUCGAGGGACAAAGU
This is a messenger RNA of Neomonachus schauinslandi (Hawaiian monk seal), 876 nucleotides long. RefSeq names its product methyltransferase 21A, HSPA lysine (gene METTL21A). The coding region runs from base 28 to 747 and encodes 239 amino acids. Gene Ontology annotation, biological process: peptidyl-lysine methylation. NCBI's taxonomy places the organism in Eukaryota, Metazoa, Chordata, Mammalia, Carnivora, Phocidae. The record is from RefSeq and is a predicted model, not a curated record. The transcript is spliced from 5 exons. Gene Ontology annotation, cellular component: cytoplasm; cytosol. Gene Ontology annotation, molecular function: protein-lysine N-methyltransferase activity.